Molecule: messenger RNA, 3055 nt
Organism: Microplitis mediator
Lineage: Eukaryota; Metazoa; Arthropoda; Insecta; Hymenoptera; Braconidae
Product: DNA-binding protein D-ETS-6-like
Exons: 4
Coding region: 1967-3055 (362 amino acids)
Biological process (GO): cell differentiation; regulation of transcription by RNA polymerase II
Cellular component (GO): nucleus
Molecular function (GO): sequence-specific DNA binding; DNA-binding transcription factor activity, RNA polymerase II-specific
Source: RefSeq, a predicted model, not a curated record
AAGAUUUUUGUAUUAAAUGAUUCCUUAGUAACUAAAAAACUUUGUUUAGUUUAAAACAAUGAAAAUUUUUGACAAAUUAAUUAUAUAAAAUAAAAUCUUUUUGGGAAAUCGAGUUAAAUAAUUUGAGUUUGAAUUAUAGAUUUCAUGAAACAUUUUUAAGAAUUAAAUUGAUCAUUUGAUAUUUUGUAAUAAAAGAUUUAAAUUGAUUUUUAGUGGAUUUGCUUAUUUUACAUCCUCAUACUAUUAGAUUUUAGGCCAUUGAUUUAUAGUUUUAUUAAUUCUAUCAGCCGCAAAUAAUAUUAAUAUUUGUUUCUAAAAUAUAAAAAUCCCGAUAUAUCUAAAUUGUUACAAUUUAUUAGGUUGCGCUGGUUUUUAUUCCUAGUAACAUUGCCUUUUGAACAAGUUAGUUGAUAAAAAUUUUUCAGCAAGUAUCUUACCGAGGAUUUAAAAAAAGAUUUAGAUAAAAUAUAAUCGAUAAAGAUUUUUAUUUUAUAUUUUUUUACAAGACUUAGGAAACUCGGUAUGUACAGUCUAUGUGUAGUCUGCGGAAAUUCUUAAAUAAAAUACUUGGAAUAAAAAUGAUAGAUGAGAGAAUUUCGGCUCAGACUUUCCCAAAACUAAAAAUAUAGAUUUAAAUGAAACUUCCUUGAUAGUACUACUAGAGCUGAAAAAUAAACCUAAUCAGUCUCUUUAAAUUUUCUAGUCGAAUAUAUAUAUACAUAUAUGUAAAAUAUUUUUUUCCAUAAUAUUUUAUUAAUUUUUCUCGUACAAUUACUUUAUUUUAAAAAAAUAAUUUGUAUGUAAAUAAUGAAUUAUAAAAACUAUAAACCUAGAGUCUUUGAGUGACUGCUCGAGUUUCACUACAUUUAAUUAAUUAUUAUUAAAUAUUAUAUAUUAUAUUUUAAGUUUAAUUGUUUAUUGAAUUAUUUACUCAAUUAUUAAAAAAUAAUUCAAAUUCACAAAUUUUUCGUAACAUUUUAAGUAUAUUUUUUUCCAAUUAAUAUCGAAUUAAGUUUAAAUCGAAUUCAAUCAAAAAGUAAUGUAUUUUUUUAUCUUCAAUCGAUUUUAAUCGGAUUCAGUUUGAAAUUUUCGAUUGACGUUCAAUCGGAUUCAAUCGGAGUUUUUAAUCACCGUUGAAUAAAAUUUUUCUUAAUCUCUUAAUCAUAUAAAAGAAUAUAUACAAUUUGUUUACUUUUAAUUUAAUUUCAUUGCUUAUAAACAUCCGGUUGAUUCACAAAUAUAUGUAUAUAUAUUGAUAUUUUAAAGGAUAAAAAAAAAAUUUUGUGUAUGAAUCAGCGUUAGACGAUGCACCUCAUAUUAUUCCCGUAUUUCUUUGAAGGUCUCGCGGUCUCUGGACCUCUUUCCUCUUUUUUCUUAUUUCUUAGAACUGAAUCCAAGAGUCUGAUCGGGUCUCAUCAUUCCGACUUUCUUAUUUUAUAUAUGUAUAUUAUACACAAAUAUAUAUUACUAUAUUUUAAGUAUUUUUUUUUAUUCCAUUCACUAUUCACUAUUUUCUCUCAUCUUAUUUUACGCUUUGGAUUUAAAAGAAAUAAAAUUUUACUAUAUUUCUCCCACUUAAACUUUCAUUCAUUCUAAAAAAAAUCACGUGGUAAAAAGACCGGGGAAUGAAUAUAUUAUAUAAGUCAAAGGGUUCACCGAUUUUAUAACAUUUCAAGUUUUUCUACCAACUUGCAAGUUUGUCGCGGAAUUUUUUUUUUUUUUUUUACUAAUAGUUCAGUCAAUAGAUGAAUAACUUAAAAUUUAAAAAAAAAUUAAUUGAAUUUUUAGUCAAUUUCUUUAAAAAUUACGCAGUUUUUUAUCUUGAAACUUUAAUUAUUUUUAAAAUUAAAUCUACACAAAAUUAAUAAAAAAAAUUACUGAGAAGUGUCGAGUCAUACGUGAUUUAUUUUUAUUUUCUCUUAUUACUUAUCGUCAUGUACUAAAAAACUUUUAAAAACGUUUAAAGAUGAAUCAUCUCGUGCAUAAUCGAGAUCUGGAAGAAAAGUUUAACGGCGGUAGUUUCAGUUCGUCCAUUCGAGGAGAAUGUCAAUCUAGUGUUCAUUCUUUCAAUUAUUUAAAUUUUAAUAAUAAUAAUAAUAAUAAUAAUAAUAAUAAUAAUAAUAAUAAUAAUAAUAAUAAUAAUAAUAAUAAUAAUAAUAAUAAUAAUAAUAAUAAUAAUAAUGAUCUAGUGAAUUGUGAGUUAAAUUAUUUAAAUAAAAAUGUUGAUGUUGAAAUGGAAAUUUUUAAUAAAAAAAAUAAUAAUGAGCCGGUUAUAGUCCCGACAAAUCCGUCUGAAUGGAAUUCAGAGCACGUUGAAGAAUGGUUAGCAUGGUGUACUCGGGAGUUUUCAAUAACUCCAGCUCCAGAACGUAAUAAAUUACCUGAUAAUGGCAAGGAACUUAUAAAUGUCAGUAUUGAUAGGUGGAAAAAAAUAUCUGGAGGUAAAAUUUUGGCGAGGCAUCUUGGGUAUUUAAGAUUGCAGGCUACUGGUGUUUAUACUGCAGAUCUUAUUCAGGAACAAAAAAUAAAUGAAAGGCUCAGCCUCCUACAGAGAUCGUGCUCGUUGAUUGGCUCUGGAAAUAUAACGUUAUCGGCGGGCGUAUCGUCUUCAGUGGCCUCAGCUAUCGCUGGCGGGGGUAAUGUCGGUGGACAAGUACAACUGUGGCAAUUUCUCCUUGAACUACUGGCGGACUCAUCUAACGCGAGUUGCAUCACUUGGGAAGGAUCUAAUGGAGAAUUUAAACUAACGGACCCUGAUGAAGUCGCCAGGAGAUGGGGCGAACGCAAGAGUAAACCUAAUAUGAAUUAUGAUAAAUUAUCACGAGCACUUAGAUAUUAUUACGACAAAAAUAUAAUGACCAAAGUCCAUGGCAAAAGAUACGCUUAUAAAUUUGACUUCAACGGGUUAAUGAUGGCUUGCCAGUCGCAAACCGGCCUCGCACUCGAGUCACCAUCAUCUCCAAGAUCAUGCCCAUCGCAUGUAUACUCAGGAUCACAAUACUCCACUCAAGGAAUAGCCCAACACUACUGGACCUAUUCUCGAUACUCACCUUAA